AUGUCUGCUGAUACAUUGAAUGCCACAUGUGAAAAAUUCUUUCAGAUUUGGGCUCAUAAAGCAGCGAAUAUUUCUAAUGAUUUGAUUGAAUAUACCAUCCGACGAAUGCAAAGUGAUCGUCUGCGAUUUCUAUUCCAAACGCGCAAUGAAUUAACUCAACGAGAAACAGGUUCACCCAUUUGUCAAGUUUCAAUGUAUACGGAAGAUGAAUUAAGAAGAAUCAAAGAACAUAUCCGACGAUUUUGUUUAACAACAAGAAAUGCCUAUCGGCAUUUGCGAUCAGAUUCACGUAUUUAUCCGAAAAUGUGCAUUGAAUUAGAUCAAGGCAUCAUCAUCAAAAUCUGCCGAUUUAUCUUUAAAACGAAAGUGUUAAUUAAAAUUUUGUCCAAAGACAAACAUUCCAAUGCAGACGAAAAUGAACAAUCGAAGAAAGAACAGAUCAAAUCUUUUGAAUAUAAUGAUCCGUAUAGAAAUAUUACCAAAGCAUUUAUCAUCCUACAGUCAAAUUUUGAGAUACUUUUUGGUGAUAUUUUAGAAAAAGAUUACUUUCAGAAUGCCAAGACAGCGGUUCGAUCUCUUCCCGUCAUACUGGAUACCAGUAAAACUAUUCGUCUAAUAUUCUGCGCAUUAUACAAACUAACCGAACCUGAACGACAAGCUGAAGCAGAAGCGCGUCGUCAACAUCGACAGUCGCAUUGUCGUCAUGAUAAAUCAAAAAAACCGAACAAGAUUCCGAUAAAUAACAACGAACUUGAUCAAAGAUUAAAAGCAAUCAAUGAUAUGCUAAUCAAACAACGAUCAGAAGUUACAAAUGAUUUAACUAUCACUCCGUCAAAAGCAACACUGAAACUUCGACCUGCAAAAUCACAUCUGAACACUCCCAAAACCAUCCAUUCAAAAACAAGUCAAAAACGAUCCUCGUCAUCAACACCAAUGAGAGCAAAAACAAAUCUAUCAAAAAAGAGUUCUAUUAAAAUGAAAAGCCCGGAUUCAAACAGUAAAUCUCAGCAACGAUCGCCGAAUAAAAAUACCAAUGCAUCAAAAACACCUUCCACCUCCGAAAAUGAUAAUAACAAUCAAACUCAACUAUUCAAACACACCAAAUUUGGUUGGACUACUUGGUUACACAAUACCACCCUUAAUCUCUCCACGGCUUCUCUCUUGAAUCAAAUCAACAAACCUGAACUUCCAACACCUGUUUUAACUACAUGGGCUUCACUUGAUCGAAAGUCAAAACCUUAA
Messenger RNA from Adineta ricciae, 1242 nucleotides. The record is from the annotation of a GenBank genome assembly. NCBI's taxonomy places the organism in Eukaryota, Metazoa, Rotifera, Eurotatoria, Adinetida, Adinetidae.